UGUAGUACGUUAACGUCAUGGGUAAAUGUCAAUAUCAUAUGUGAUUUUUUGGUUAUAUUCUACGCGGUUAUGGAAUCAAUCUGAAUAAUACAUAUAAUAGUAGACCACAAAAAUAACAAAAAUAUGCUUCGGACAUUGUUUUCUGGAGCCGUCCGUACGGUCACUCAACUAGCAAAUCAAAACAUCGCAAUCGCCCCCAUGAAGCGUGCACUUUCUUACCAAGUCUGUAACCCGUGGGCAACCACAAAUUCCACUCUUCUUUCUAAACUACCAUGCACAGUUUCAACAGAUUUGUUAAAACCAGUUGUGCCAGUUUUCAGUGCACCUCAACAGCAAACGCGUUCGUUAACAAAAUUCUCGCUUAAUAAAGGGAAACGAAAAUCCGUAAAGGCUGUACUUAAACGUUUUAAACGUCUCGAUUGGGGAAUUUGGGUACGCACUCACACAGGCCGAAAUAAAAAAUUGUUUAAGAAAUCUCCCGAGCUGCGCAGAAGACUACGUCAACACAUUUUCACAAAUUCAACACAGAGUUACAUGCUGGACAAAAUGGUUACUAGUUUUUGGCGUCGUCCGAAAUACUACAUAGAUGACCCGUACACCCCUUACCAUAAAAGAGAUGAAUUCUUUGCCACAAAAAGUAAAACCUUUAAAGUUUAAAAUACUUUUAUGUAGAGAUCUACAUUAUCAUUAGUCCUAUGCUUAUAUUGCCGGAAUGUGGCCAUUAUAUUACCUUUAAAGCAUAAAAUAAACAUUUGAAACAAAAA
This is a messenger RNA of Bactrocera neohumeralis, 764 nucleotides long. RefSeq names its product 39S ribosomal protein L35, mitochondrial (gene mRpL35). Gene Ontology annotation, molecular function: structural constituent of ribosome. The coding region runs from base 124 to 657 and encodes 177 amino acids. The record is from RefSeq and is a predicted model, not a curated record. Gene Ontology annotation, biological process: translation. Lineage: Eukaryota; Metazoa; Arthropoda; Insecta; Diptera; Tephritidae. The transcript is spliced from 2 exons. Gene Ontology annotation, cellular component: mitochondrion; ribosome.